AUGAAUCGACUUGCUCAAUUCUCCAAUAUUCCACACAGUGUCUUCAGAGAACAACAUUUCAGCAACGCAGCGGAUUAUUUUGAGGAACUGGCUCAGCAGCAUUUCUAUCAUCUUGAGCUUCAACACAACGAUGCAAUUUCAAACGAAGCCGACUGCCGGAAGAAAUAUAUUGCGCGGUGUCUUUUCCGCAAACUUUCGCGCGACAUAUCGAGAGAACAUUGUAAUGGACCCUUCAGGCUCUAUUGCGAUGACCUUCACCCCGACAAUGUCCUUGUUGAUGUAUCAAAGCUUGUUGUCACUGGGGUGGUUGACUGGGAGUUUGCUUACGCUGCUCCUGUUGAAUUUACAUAUGCGGCUCCUUGGUGGCUCUUAUUGGAGCGUCCAGAAGACUGGGAGUCCGAUCUAGAUCAAUUUUUGGUUCGUUUCAUGCCAAGGUUUCGAAUUUUCCUUGAAGUACUUCAAGAUUGCGAGGCAAGAAAAAUCAAAGGCGGAUCUUUGUCACAAUCCCAGCGUUUAUCCAUUGCUAUGGAGAAUUCAUUGGAGACUGGACACUUUUGGAUUUGCCUUGCUUCAAGACACAGCUCCAUGUUUGAUGAGAUCUAUUGGAAUUUCAUUGAUCCAAGGUUUUUUGGUCAUUUUACAACGAUUGAGGAUCGACUACGUCUGUUAAGCGCAGAGGAGCGUGUAAACAUCGACAUCUUCAUUGAGAAGAAAAUGUGCCAGGCAAGUGAGGGCAAGUUGAUUUCUUAUUACAGCAUCGAUGAAAUAAGUAUUCUAAUCCUGGCAAAGUUCCUCGCAGGUGUAUUCCCAGCCGAGCGCAGACUAACAACAGGAUUAAGUUCUGGUGCAAGCGAGCAACCUAAGCUUUCUCUGCUCGUUGCCCCGUCCCUGUUGUAG
Molecule: messenger RNA, 897 nt
Organism: Penicillium verrucosum
Lineage: Eukaryota; Fungi; Ascomycota; Eurotiomycetes; Eurotiales; Aspergillaceae
Product: phosphotransferase enzyme family protein
Exons: 2
Coding region: 1-897 (298 amino acids)
Source: RefSeq, a predicted model, not a curated record